GCUUAGCCUGGAAAAGAGCAAAAACACAAAACUCUCAAGAGCUCAGCUGCCUUUCCCUCGUGCUUGACUUCUUCGAAUUGUGCUAGCUGCUCAACCUGUGGAGAUGUGAGAAUUUAAAUCUCUUUAACAGCGCUCUCCAAAUGAGAGUUGUACAAAGUGAUGCCUGAAGUGUCCUCACCUUCACCCCCCUUCCAGUGCAAAGCUGGGGAAGCAGAUAACCUCCACCGUGUAGGGUUGAUGCAGGUUAGAAACCUGUUUCGAAAACAGGAUACUAAAAAUGCUCUGGUGGGUAGCUGAUAUAGUUAUUUUUUUCAGUUAAGCUAUCAGAUCCGGAUGUGGUUACUUACUGCAGCUUGUCAGUGUUCUCACAUGCAGUGCAUACCACAACGCUAUGGGAGAGUUCUUUAACCUACUCAGCAUGACUUUAACUGUGAAAAUGUUCAGUUCUCCUUUCUCAAUAUCUACCAUAGACUGUUUUUUAAAUUUGCUUCGUAAAAAACACUGUCUGAUUUAGCAGAAUAGGGAUACAGCAAGAGUUAUAUCAACACCAGUACAUUUUGUUCCUUCUCUUUUGACGAACAGACAUAUCCAUUCGAUCAUCUAAUAAUUUCUUUCUUUGAUGCUAAAUUUCUUUAAUUACAUUGUGUAUCAAUUAGAAGCAACUAUAGCCUUAACACUUUUAACUCAAACUAGCUGUAUUGCCUGACAUGACAAUGGCACAUUUUUUGUUGAAAAUGUUUGGUUGUUUAAAUGAUUGGCGUGACAAUUUCACAUUCCCCCAAGUACUGCCAAAACCAUAGAACAUAAUGCAUAAUGUUAAAUCAACUCUAAUGGAGUGCAUAUGGUCCCUAUUUUGAUGUUUUAUCCUUGUAUAUCUCUGCAGUAUUGAAGAGUAGCGUAAAUGUUUCUUCCUGUCCUUCUGAUGAGAGUACAUUUUAUCCGAUAUGAUUUAUCUGAUUAUCAUCGCGCAUAUACAUGGACAGUGUGUUCACUAGAUGUCGCUGUUUAAAUGUGAAAUGAUUCUCAGUAAUUCUCACCCUCACACAUGCUAUUCAUUUUUCUCUUUACCACAAAUGUUUUCAUUUUUUCUCUUCUUCUUUUGAGCUGGGUUAAACAGCUUGGCACAAAUUUGCAUUUCCAUUGAAAUAUAUGCAUGCAAUUUGUUCUUGAGAAAAUUUCAGAAGUAUUAUAAUUUUUAAUUGUAAGUUUUUAUAUUUUAGCUAUGGAAAUCUCUUUCGACAAUUAAUUACCUUAAUUGAUUCACAGAUAUUCCUCAGGUACUUAAAUUAAGGAAAGACCAUGAAUUAAUGAAGGGUCUUACGUCGCUAAAUCGGUAAUUUAGCAUGUUCGGAGCAUUGGCACAAUUAAAAAGAUAAACGUCUUGCAAAACUAAAUUUAAAAUACAUUAAUAAGUCAAGUGCAAACAUUUCCAGAAAACUAAAGGAUAGUAACAUUAUAAAACACAUCUACUAAAUGAAUAAUUCGAAUGUUGGUGGUAAAAGUUUUCGUGAAAAAUGUUAUGUAUACAUGCCCUUCGCACAACCAUAUACGCAUCACCCCCGCAAUACGGCAGCAGCCUCAGUAUCAAUUGACUGCUGCUACACAAACUAAAGUCAUUACUAUGUUUUCAUGUCUUGGGGCUUAAAUAAAUGACACAGAAAUACAAAAUAAAAACAGGGGGAUGCAAAAGCAGCACGCUUGCGUUUGUGGUUGUAAACUUAGUACACGUUAUCAAUGUUAGCUUCCCUGGAAUCAAGCCAAGUCGACGUCACCGAGAGUGUAGGUGGGGUUAAUGAAGAGAAUAUUAUAGCGGUGUACCGUUGCUGUGGUCUGAGAGGGACAGAGCGAAAGCAGCGCACUGUGGUUGAGGAACAACCUUGGCAAUGAUGUGGAAACAUUAUCUAUCCGAUUUGGAUCCAGAGCGACGCCAGCGAUAUCACUCCACGCGUUUGGAUCGACAGUUCCUGGGGGGGUUUCUGCAUGUCAUAGGCAGCUCCGCGGUGCUGGCGCAGUCUUCCGUAAGAUGGACAUUGAAUUCUCACUUCAAAGAACACAUUCAAAGUCGAGUCCGUGCUUAACAUAGAUUCAAAGUCAACCCGUUCUACGCGUCUUAGUUACUAUCUGCCAACUGAGCAGAAGACACUGAACUCUUGCUACCACUGAAACUGCUAGCGCUUUCCCUAUCUCAUAAAGCUUGUUUAAUAGCACUGCGGAAAGGUUUGUGUUUAUUCAAGUGCUCUGGCAGGUAGCAUAUUGGGCUGAACGAGGUGUGGAGAUAGAUAGUAAGCCCAAAGCUCAACAAGGAGAGAGUGAAAAGGUGGGGAGGGGAGUCUCUCCACCCACCUGUCCGGACACCUUACCAUGGCUUUGCCAGAUAACUCCAGCAGUUUUCAAGGUGAGGAGCCACCUUUCCCAGAGAUUGUGGAGCUGAAUGUAGGUGGUCAGGUGUACAUUACCCGCUACUCAACGCUCACCAGCGUGCCCGACUCUCUCCUGUGGGAGAUGUUUAGCCGGAAGACCUCGAAGGGGCUUGCUCGCGACACCAAGGGUCGCUUUUUUGUCGACCGGGACGGCUUUCUUUUCCGCUACAUCCUGGACUACAUGCGGGACCAGCAGCUGGUGCUUCCCGACCACUUCCCAGAGCGCGGACGGCUGCAGCGAGAGGCUGAGUUUUUCAACCUUCCAGACCUCGUCAAGCAGCUCGCGCCCAGGAUCAGCAAGCAGAACUCUCUGGGCGACGAAGGCUGCCAGAGUGACCCUGAGGAGUCGUCUCCCAGCAACGACGCGGCCCGUAACCUGGCGUCCCUGGGCGCGGCUGCGGCUGCGUGCGCCAGCCUGGUGCCCGGGGCGGGCAGCGAGGGUAAGCGCUCCGGCUUCAUUACCAUCGGCUACCGGGGCUCCUACACGCUGGGCCGCGACAGCCAGACGGAUGCCAAGUUCCGGCGGGUGGCUCGGAUCAUGGUGUGCGGGAAGACCUCGCUGGCCAAGGAGGUGUUCGGGGAAACGCUCAACGAGAGCCGGGAUCCCGACCGCCCGCCUGAGCGCUACACCUCGCGCUACUAUCUCAAGUUCACCUUCCUGGAGCAGGCCUUCGACAAGCUGGCCGACGCCGGCUUCCACAUGGUGGCCUGCAACUCCACGGGCACCUGCGCCUUCGCCCACGAGCAGACAGACGACAAGAUCUGGACCAGCUACACGGAAUAUGUGUUCUACCGUGGGAGAUCUAUGAUCCAAGUGCCAGUCGGCGACAUACAUGAUCCCUGCGUGACCUACAGUCAAGCAAAGAACAGAAUAACUCUGGACUCGAGGAAUGGAUCCUCGCUGGCCAUCACCACACCGCCCCUCUCCCCUCUCCUCUCCGACAGCUCUCCUCUCCUUUCACCUCAUCUGUCUUCUGCCCUGGACACGCCUCCAUCCAUGCCCCCUCUGGCCCCAUCUCCCCUGCCCGCCGUCAGCCCCUCCAGGCCCACCACCCUGGCCCUCAGGACCCUGCCCCAUCGCUCAGACAGGGUGAAUGGGUGUCCCCCUGCACACGAGCCUGAGGAGGAGGAUAAGAAGGCCAUGGAGGAGGAGCUGAAGAAGUGCAUCGAGGACUUCAGGAGGAUCCGCAUCCCCCGGUGCUUCCCCGAUCGCAAGAGGCACUGGCAGACGGACCUGCUGAAGAAAUACGAUGCCUAGCCGUCGCUACGCCGCUGCUCUCUGGCGCCACCUAGCUGCACGGGCAACAGUACGUCUGCGCAGGGGUGGCACUCGCCCCUUUCUAGACACCAAAGUGAAGGGUAUGGGAAUUUUGAAGAAGACACAAAAAAAAAACAUAUUUUGCUAAGAGCAUUAUAUGUGUGUUUUUCUCCCACAAGGAUCAUGUUGUUUUUGUUUUUAUUUAUUUAUUUGGGGGGGUGGGGGGUAGGGGGCUAUGGAAAUCAGUGAUGACGAGAUCUAUACUGACAGGACUUACAAUUUAUAACUGAAGCAACAGGUUUAAGAUUACUGUUUGAGCCGUUUAGUCCACAUCGAAUAAAACAACAACACUAUUUAAGUUUAGCAACAGAAUUACACUUUUUAAAGCCCUAUAUAAUAGCAAGAAAAUAACUGCUAUGCAUCUACAUAUAGUUACAUAACCUGUGUUAUUAGGUAAAAGUGAUGAGUGGGGCUUGAAGGUUAGGUUCAGAUUGGCGGUUAUGGUAAUGAGUGGCUUUGGGCUUAGCUGGUAUUUGGACGAUGGUUAGUAGGACUAAGAUUAUUAGAACUACCUGAGUAAAAACGUAACCUGUGAAAUAGUGUUUUGUAUCAUUGCUUUGUAACAAGAAGUAAUACAUAAUAGCUGCGCAUUGAAUAAACAGUAAUUACACU
Molecule: messenger RNA, 4350 nt
Organism: Anguilla anguilla (European eel)
Lineage: Eukaryota; Metazoa; Chordata; Actinopteri; Anguilliformes; Anguillidae
Gene: kctd12b
Product: potassium channel tetramerisation domain containing 12b
Exons: 3
Coding region: 2362-3678 (438 amino acids)
Biological process (GO): protein homooligomerization; regulation of G protein-coupled receptor signaling pathway
Molecular function (GO): protein binding
Source: RefSeq, a predicted model, not a curated record